UAAACCAAACCAUAAAAAUAGGGUUUUGACGUCUCUCCCAUACCAAAAGAGCAAGUUUUACUACCAGCCGUCUGCUGCGCACUCUGUAGCUAACCAGCAAAGUUUCAACCAUGGCCGUGGGGAAGAACAAGAGGAUUUCCAAGGGAAAGAAGGGAGGAAAGAAGAAGGCAGCUGAUCCAUUUGCGAAGAAGGAUUGGUAUGAUAUCAAGGCUCCUUCAGUUUUUACUACCAGAAAUGUGGGGAAGACUCUUGUUACCCGUACUCAGGGUACCAAGAUUGCUUCAGAAGGACUUAAACACCGUGUGUUUGAGAUUUCACUGGCUGAUCUUCAAGGUGGUGAUGAGGAUCAUGCAUACAGAAAGAUCCGUUUGAGAGCUGAAGAUGUUCAAGGAAAAAAUGUUUUGACCAACUUCUGGGGAAUGAAUUUUACAACUGACAAACUGAGGUCUUUGGUGCGUAAGUGGCAAACACUGAUUGAAGCUCAUGUGGAUGUGAAAACAACUGACAAUUACACUUUGAGAAUGUUCUGCAUUGGAUUCACUAAGAGACGCCCAAACCAGGUUAAAAGGACUUGUUAUGCUCAAUCCAGCCAGAUUAGACAGAUACGCCGGAAGAUGAGCGAGAUAAUGACUGCCCAGGCAUCAUCUUGUGAUUUGAAGGAAUUAGUUCAAAAGUUCAUUCCUGAGAUGAUUGGAAAAGAAAUUGAGAAGGCAACAUCUAGCAUCUAUCCCUUGCAGAAUGUGUUUAUUCGAAAAGUCAAAAUUUUGAAGGCUCCCAAGUUUGAUCUUGGAAAGUUAAUGGAGGUUCAUGGUGAUUACUCAGAAGAUGUUGGUGUGAAAGUAGAGAGGCCUGCUGAUGAGACAAUGGCUGAGGCUACUCCAGAGGUCGUUGGAGCUUGAAUCUAGAAUUGUCUGAGUCUUUUUUUUUUCCUUUUGUUUUUUUCUGCUUCGAAGAGUUUUGUUGAUCAUUUUCUUUUUGUUGAAACUUUGAGUAGAGAAUUUCUCCAUUGUUUGAUGUUAAGGUUGUGAUUUUGCAAUUUAAUAUUAGAUUAGACAAUCUGACUCCUUGGGCAUGUGUGUUGUUGGAAUUGAUCAUCUAUACUAUUAAUGUUAUCCCAUU
Molecule: messenger RNA, 1119 nt
Organism: Durio zibethinus
Lineage: Eukaryota; Viridiplantae; Streptophyta; Magnoliopsida; Malvales; Malvaceae
Product: small ribosomal subunit protein eS1
Biological process (GO): translation
Cellular component (GO): ribosome
Molecular function (GO): structural constituent of ribosome
Source: RefSeq, a predicted model, not a curated record